AUGCCUGCUUACCCCUCCUCUGCCCCAAUUACUUUCGUUCUAAUCCAUGGUGCCUGGCAUCACGGAGACUCAUGGAAGAACGUCCGCGCUCACCUUGAGAGUGCAGGACAUACAGUACACACCCCCACAAUCCCUUUCGAAUACACAUCCGGCGAAAAAGUAGGGCAAACAAUCCACAACCUUGACGACGGUGUUCAAGGCAUAUUAGAUUAUAUCGAAGAACACAAGUUAGAUCAGUUCGUUCUAGUCGGACACUCAUGGGGCGGAGUAGUAAUCACCUCUAUCGCUACUAAAAUCCCCCAAAAGAUCAAAAGAAUAGUCUAUCAUAAUGCUUUCGUCCCCUCCGAAGGAGAAUGUCAAUUUGAUCUCUGCCCUCCAUUCGCAAAAGUAUUCUAUGGCGGGAUGGCGGCUCAAUCUCCAAAUAAAACAUUCCCCUGCCCCUUCCCCGUCUUCCGAGACGCUUUCAUGGGCGAUGCAACAAUUGAAGAAGUCCAAGCCGUUCACGAAACCCUUCGAGAACAACCAUACGGUUUCUGGGAGCACCCCAUUACAAACACUGAGGAAUUUUUUGCCAUGCCGCCAAAGAUCCCUCGAUCUGUUCUCUUCGCAGAUAGUGACUGUACAGUUCCAUUCGGAACGUAUGAAGCUCAGGCUGUCAAACUCGGUAUCUAUCGAUUUGUGAAGAUGGAGGGAAGUCAUGAAGUCAUGUUUUCAAACCCUGAAGGGUUGGCGAAGAAUAUAAUUAUUGCUGGGAGAGAUUAG
Messenger RNA from Orbilia oligospora ATCC 24927, 762 nucleotides. RefSeq lists its product as uncharacterized. The coding region runs from base 1 to 762 and encodes 253 amino acids. The record is from RefSeq and is a predicted model, not a curated record. The transcript is spliced from 3 exons. Lineage: Eukaryota; Fungi; Ascomycota; Orbiliomycetes; Orbiliales; Orbiliaceae.